Molecule: messenger RNA, 1532 nt
Organism: Opisthocomus hoazin
Lineage: Eukaryota; Metazoa; Chordata; Aves; Opisthocomiformes; Opisthocomidae
Gene: TINAG
Product: tubulointerstitial nephritis antigen
Biological process (GO): proteolysis
Molecular function (GO): cysteine-type peptidase activity
Source: RefSeq, a predicted model, not a curated record
ACAGAGAGCCUCAAAAAGGGCUGUUAGAGGUGGAAGAAUGUGUAUCAAAAGUCAGGUAUUGCUCUUCUAUUGCAUUGCAAGUGAAGUUUUGAUGGCAAAGCAGCUUGAAUCUAGAAGAAAUUUCCCCCAAGGACUUGACUCUGCUGGAGACAGCGGUUCUGCAAAGUGGAACAGGCUAAAAAGGAGUCUGUAUCAGGGAAGGUCCUGCAGGGUACGAGGCUGUUGCACAGGAAGAGAUGAUGACUGCAGCUUUAACAUCGUCUCCAAAGCAGCUAUCUGUUACUGUGACCAGUUCUGUGCCUCAGGUUCUCCUGGCCCUGUGGACUGUUGUGCUGACUACUGGGAUGUCUGCGACUACCCCGUUGAGCCCACCAGGUCAGAUGAGCCUUGGCCACCUCCAGCAUCAGGUUGUUAUAAAGAUGGCCGAUAUUAUGGAGAAGGAACAAUAAUUAAAGACAACUGCAAUUCCUGCAAAUGCUUCCAAAAUCUCUGGAAGUGUUCAAAAGAAGUAUGCCUUGUUCGCCAAGACUUAAUUCAGCGCAUCAAUUCUGGAGAUUAUGGAUGGAAAGCUGACAACUACAGUCAGUUCUGGGGAAUGACAGUGGAAGAAGGUUUCAAAAAGCGCCUGGGCACCUUCCCUCCAUCGCAUUCCUUGCUGAAUAUGAGAGAAGCUCCAGGAAACUCCCUUCCAGAAGAAAAAUUUCCUGCAUUUUUUGCAGCCAGUUAUGCAUGGCCUGAGUGGAUUCACGAUCCUCUGGAUCAACGAAAUUGUGGAGCAUCCUGGGCUUUUUCAACUGCAAGUGUUGCGGCAGAUAGAAUAGCAAUUCAUUCCAAGGGUGAGAUCACAGACAACCUUUCCGCUCAGAAUUUGAUCUCUUGUGAUACCAGAAAUCAACAUGGGUGUAGUGGUGGAAGUAUUGAUGGUGCUUGGAGAUAUCUGAAAACACAUGGGGUUGUAUCCUAUGCUUGUUAUCCAUCGUUUUGGAACGAUCACCUGCAGCCAUCAGGUGAAAAUCACUGUUAUGUGUCAGGUGAAUAUGGAAAAAACUAUACAAAUGGGCCAUGUCCCAAUGCUUUAGAAGAAUCCAAUCGGUUAUAUAGGUGUGCCUCUCACUACAGGGUCUCCUCAAAUGAAACCAACAUAAUGCAAGAAAUCAAGGACAAAGGACCAGUGCAAGCUAUAAUGAAAGUAUAUGAAGAUUUUUUCCUUUACAAAGAGGGAAUCUAUAGACACUCCCAGAAAGCAGGAUCUAAAUGGAAAACUCAUUCAGUCAAACUCCUUGGGUGGGGAGCAUUAGCUGACAAAAAUGGACAGAAACAGAAGUUCUGGAUUGCUGCAAAUUCCUGGGGAAAAUCUUGGGGAGAAAAUGGUUAUUUUAGGAUUCUACGUGGACAAAAUGAGUGUGAUAUUGAGAAGCUGAUUUUAGCUACUUUGGGAUAGCCAUAGUCUUCUACUCAAAUUGUAAUGUACCAUACUUUAUAUAUCUACACUUUACAUUGUUGCAUGUUGAGUCUUUCUAGACAAAUAAAAA